This is a messenger RNA of Cucurbita pepo subsp. pepo (vegetable marrow), 2512 nucleotides long. NCBI's taxonomy places the organism in Eukaryota, Viridiplantae, Streptophyta, Magnoliopsida, Cucurbitales, Cucurbitaceae. The record is from RefSeq and is a predicted model, not a curated record.
AGCGAUACACCAUUGGCCGUAGAUCGACGCAAUUAAUCCUGGGCGGGAAUGUUCGAGCUGUAAACACAACACAGUAUAGUAGCUACUGAAAAUGGCCAUUUCUUGAUAUGAAGAUCCACUAAUGUCUGUGCCCCACGCUGAGCUGCCUUGAAAAGCAAUCAAUCAGCAAAGCAGCAAUCGAUUCCAUCUUAUCCUCUCGCUUCUGUGUUUACAGUGAGCGGUGAAAGGAGUAGCAGAGAUGGCGAUGGGUAUCAACCACGGUGGUUUCGAUUGAGAAAUUUCAAUACCCGCGUGGGCUCAAUUGGGUGCUCACUCUGUUUUUGGUAAGAUAUUUAUAUGUAGUCAAAACCCAUUUCAAUUCGCUUCAAUUUUCAUGGCGGAAAGUUCAGAAGAGGUCUAUCUCCAUGGCGAUCUCGACCUUAAAAUCUUCGAGGCCACCCAGUUGCCUAACAUGGACAUAGUAUCCGAGCGUCUACGUCGUUGCUUCACCGCUUGUGGUACUCUCAACUACUCCGCUAUUAAAUCCGUCGCUACCAACUCACGUUCCGCCGCCGGUGAAGGGAAAGUCCACCGCAGCCAUGGAAAAAUCAUCACCAGUGACCCAUAUGUUACCGUCCGGGUUCCUCAAGCCACCGUCGCGCGAACUCGCGUUAUUAAGAAUACCCAAAACCCCAAUUGGAACGAGCAUUUCGUUAUCCCUCUUGCACAGAAAAUGGCUGAGUUGGAAUUUCAGGUGAAGGACGAUGAUGUCUUUGGCGCUGAAGUUAUGGGGACAGUCAAAAUCCCGGCUCAGCAAAUUGCCUCUGGUCAGACAAUUAGUGGGUGGUUUACGGUGCUUGGCUCAAAUGGGAAGCCACCGAAGCCCGGCACUUCACUACGAAUUGAAAUGAAGUUCACCCCUGUUGAGAAGAAUCCGGUGUACCGCCACGGCAUUGCUGGAGAUCCGGAGCAUAAGGGUGUGCGGCACACAUAUUUUCCGGUGAGGAGAGGCAGCUCCAUGAGAUUGUACCAAGAUGCUCAUGUGCCUGAUGGGAUGCUGCCGGUGAUUGAAUUGGAUGGAAAGAAUGUUUAUAAACAAGAGAAUUGUUGGGAGGAUAUCUGCCAUGCUAUAUCAGAGGCUCAUCAUAUGAUUUAUAUCGUUGGUUGGUCAGUGUUUCAUAAGAUCAAGCUGGUUAGAGAGACAACCAGGCCGUUGCCACGAGGUGGGGAACGUAUUCUUGGUGAUCUCCUCAAAUACAAAUCAGAGGAGGGUGUUCGAGUUUUGAUGAUGAUUUGGGAUGAUAAGACUUCUCAUGAUAAGUUCUUAAUCAAUACGGGGGGAUUGAUGCAGACACACGACGAGGAAACCAAGAAAUUUUUCAAGCAUUCUUCAGUGAUCUGUGUGCUCUCACCUCGCUAUCCAAGCAGCAAGCUAAGCUAUGUGAAACAAAAGGUUGUAGGCACUGUCUUCACGCAUCAUCAGAAAUGUGUCCUUGUUGAUACUCAAGGAUAUGGUAAUAAUAGGAAGAUCACAGCUUUUCUUGGAGGUCUUGAUCUCUGUGACGGUCGUUACGAUACACCCGAGCAUCGACUAUUCCAUGGCCUCGACACGGUAUUUAAGGAUGAUUUUCAUAAUCCUACAUUCCCUGGAGCCAAAGCUCCAAGGCAACCAUGGCAUGACUUGCACUGUCGGAUCGAUGGGCCAGCUGCAUAUGACGUGCUUAUAAACUUCGAGCAACGUUGGAGCCGAGCCACAAGAUGGACUGAGUUUGGUCUACGCUGCAGGAACAUUACUCACUGGCGCGAUGCUUUAAUCAAGAUAGAGCGCAUAUCAUGGAUACUAAGCCCUGAAAUAACCAUCUUAGCUGAUGGUUCAAUAAAAGUUCCAGAGGAUGACCCCAAAGUAUAUGUUUCAAACGAAAAAGAUCCUGAAAACUGGCAUGUUCAGAUUUUUCGAUCCAUCGACUCGGGAUCGGUUAAAGGAUUCCCAAGAGAUGUCCAUGUCGCCGAGUCGCAGAACCUUGUAUGUGCCAAAAACUUGGCUAUAGAGAAAAGCAUUGAAAUGGCAUAUAUCCAGGCUAUCCGAUCGGCGCAACGUUUCAUUUACAUCGAAAACCAGUAUUUUAUAGGAUCAUCGUAUGGAUGGCCGGGAUAUAAAAAUGCCGGGGCUGAUAAUCUCAUUCCCAUGGAGUUGGCCCUUAAGAUUGCAAGCAAAAUAAGAGCCAAUGAAAGAUUUGUUGUGUAUAUUGUCAUACCAAUGUGGCCUGAGGGAGAUCCCAAUAGCGCUCCCAUGCAAGAGAUUCUUUAUUGGCAGGGACAAACCAUGCAAAUGAUGUAUGACAUUGUUGCAAGUGAGCUGAAAUCAUCAGAGCAACCAUAUUUGCACCCUCAGGACUAUCUAAACUUCUACUGCCUUGGCAAACGGGAAAAAGUUCCAGAGAAUGGGCUAACCACUGAUGAUGCAACGGUAUCUAAUUCAAUAAAACAUCAACGGUUCAUGAUUUACGUGCAUGCCAAGGGGAUGAUAGUAGAU